AUGACAGACUCUUUUAGGGGCGGAUCAGGGAAUUUUAAGAGGAACAGCAGUAAUUUUGGGAAGGGAAAUAAUAACCCAGUACGUAAAGGAAGUAAUUGGAAAGGUUUCAAUGGUGGUCGAGGAGGAGGUGGAGGAAGAGGUGGUGGAGGUGGACGAGGCGGAGGAGGUGGAGGAAGAGGCGGAGGAGGCGGAAGAGGUGGUGGAGGUGGACGAGGUGGUGGUGGUGGAAGAGGAAAUAAAGAUAGAAAGAGUUUUAAAAAAGAUAAUAAAUCUGGAAAAGUAAUUGUAGUACCUCAUAGAUUUCCAGGUGUUUAUUUAUUAAAAGGAAAAUCAGAUAUAUUAGUUACGAAAAAUUUAGUUCCUGGAGAAAGUGUAUAUGGUGAAAAAAGAUAUGAAGUAAUGACAGAAGAUGAGAAAAUAGAAUAUAGAGUAUGGAAUCCAUUUAGAUCUAAAUUAGGUGCAUGUUUAAUGGGAGGUGUAGGUAAUAUGCCUAUAAAACCAGGAUGUAAAGUUUUAUAUUUAGGUGCAGCAAAUGGUACUUCUGUUUCUCACGUUUCUGAUAUGGUAGGUGAUGAAGGUGUUGUUUAUGCUGUUGAAUUUUCUCAUAGGUCAGGUAGAGAUUUAACAAAUAUGUCUAAAAAGAGAUCAAAUAUUGUUCCAAUUGUCGAAGAUGCAAGACAACCAACUAAAUAUAGAAUGCUUGUAGAUAUGGUAGAUGUUGUUUUUGCUGAUGUCGCACAACCUGAUCAAGCUCGUAUCGUUGCUAUUAAUGCACAUAUGUUUUUAAAAACAGGAGGAUGGUUUAUUAUUUCUAUUAAAGCUAAUUGUGUUGAUUCCACUGCUAAACCAGAAGUGGUAUUUGCAUCUGAAAUGGAAAAGUUAAAAAAAGAAAAUUGUAAACCCAAAGAAAAAUUAACCCUUGAGCCAUUCCACCGUCAUCAUGCUAUAGUUUUGGGAAUGUAUCGAUAA
This is a messenger RNA of Plasmodium gaboni, 969 nucleotides long. Its product is annotated as putative fibrillarin. The record is from RefSeq and is a predicted model, not a curated record. Lineage: Eukaryota; Apicomplexa; Aconoidasida; Haemosporida; Plasmodiidae. The coding region runs from base 1 to 969 and encodes 322 amino acids. Gene Ontology annotation, cellular component: small-subunit processome; nucleolus; box C/D methylation guide snoRNP complex. The transcript is spliced from 2 exons. Gene Ontology annotation, molecular function: rRNA methyltransferase activity; histone H2AQ104 methyltransferase activity; RNA binding. Gene Ontology annotation, biological process: box C/D sno(s)RNA 3'-end processing; rRNA methylation.